AUGAAGCGGCCAGCAUCGAGAAACAACAACCCUCUGCGGCCAAAGCUCGAGAAAAAGUUGAGCAAAGCAAAGGUUGCACGGUGCAUCCGAGACACUGUGGGCAAGAAGCGGACCUGCUAUGCACUUUUCAUUGAAGAGCAAUAUCCCAUCAUCUCCCAGGAGUUGACGGAUGAAGGUUUUGUUCCCGAAGACGGCCGCAUCCAACGAAUGGUCAUGCACCGCAUUUCAGUUAGAUGGAAUGGCCUUUCAGAGAAAGAGAAAGACACGUAUAGGAAUGCCGCCAAGGAGGAGUUCGCGGCUCAACAGUCCGCUCUCAGCCAAGUGUUGCAUGACAAUGAUGAGGCGCCUGCGGAAGGGCCGCUGGCGGAUGCUCCAGCAGUUGUGGGAAACUGGACUUUCCUUAAUCCAAAUGAACCGUUGUGGACAGGUGGCAACUGCAACGCGUAUUUGGUACAGCACAAAAAGCUGCUCUAUCGAAUGAUGGCCACUCUUUUUCACGACGCCCAUGACUACAACCAGGAGCUCAGAGUGCUGAAUGAGGUGAAUAAGCAAGAGUCGGCAAGCUUCCAUCAUGAGGUUUUCCUGGUAGCCAUGGAAAGCACGGUUUCGACAUCUCCUGUGCGGUGCCGGGUUCAGCAGUGGCUGCCGAUGCUGGAUGAGAUUGCCGAGCCAAUGCGGGGAUCCAAAUUGGCUGCCGUGGCGUCUCAGCUAGCUCGAGCUUUGACCCAUUUGCAUGGCCUCGGUGUCCUACACCUGGACGUUCGAGGGAAGUCUGUUUUCUGGAGCGAGCGGGAGUGCCUCGCGAAGCUUGGCAGAUUUCACCGCUCCCGAGCCAUGGACAGUCAGGAGCCCUUGCUGUACCCUCCUUAUGCUGCGUCGCACCGCCCGCCAGAAUGCUUGCUUUGUCCUCUGGCUAAGAUGCCAAUCAAUCCAAAGACAGAGUCAUGGGCCUUUGGUGUAACUCUUGUCAAAUUGGCGACGGGAACGCCUCCUUUCAAGGAAGUCACGGAGACACUGAAUUUCAACUGGGCGGAAGAGUCAAUGACCAAGAAUGAAGCCUUCGAAAGCCUUCCAGAUCCAGUGCGGCUUGUCAUGUUGCGUCUCCUCGCUGCAGAAGACGAUCGUAUGCAAUUGAAUGAUUUCUUGCAAAGUGAUCUCCUGACAAGAUUGUCAGUAGAGUGGUGA
This is a messenger RNA of Symbiodinium necroappetens, 1185 nucleotides long. Lineage: Eukaryota; Dinophyceae; Suessiales; Symbiodiniaceae. The record is from the annotation of a GenBank genome assembly.